AUGGCCUACCGUCCAGACCUCCUGGCUCCCUACCUCGCCCUCCCCCAGGGCGACAAGAUCCAGGCCGAAUAUGUUUGGAUCGACGGCGAUGGCGGUCUCCGCUCCAAGACCACGACUGUCACCAAGAAGGUCACCGACAUCGGCACGCUCCGCAUUUGGGACUUUGACGGCUCUUCCACCAACCAAGCACCCGGGACCGAUUCGGAUGUCUACCUUCGUCCCGCUGCCAUCUUCAAGGAUCCCUUCCGUGGUGGUGACAACAUCCUCGUCUUGGCCGAGUGCUACAACAACGAUGGCACCCCUAACAAGACCAACUACCGUCACCAUGCGAAGAAGGUCAUGGACCUUGCCAAGGACCAGGUCCCCUGGUUCGGUCUCGAGCAGGAGUACACGCUUUUCGAUGUAGACGGUACCCCGUACGGCUGGCCCAAGGGCGGUUUCCCUGGCCCUCAAGGUCCCUACUACUGUGGUGCUGGCGCAGGCAAGGUUUUCGCUCGUGACCUCAUCGAGGCGCACUACCGCGCGUGCCUCUACGCCGGUGUGAACAUCUCUGGUAUCAACGCGGAAGUCAUGCCUUCCCAGUGGGAGUUCCAGGUUGGUCCCUGCGAAGGCAUCUCCAUGGGUGACCACCUCUGGAUGGCGCGCUACCUCCUUGUUCGCAUUGCCGAGCAAUGGAACAUCAAGGUCUCGUUCCACCCCAAGCCCCUCCAGGGCGACUGGAACGGUGCUGGUUGCCACACCAACUACAGCACCAAGGCGAUGCGUGAGCCCGGAGGCAUGAAGUACAUCGAAGAUGCCAUCGAGAAGUUGAGCAAGCGCCAUAUGGAGCACAUCGCCGUCUAUGGCGAGGAUAACGACCUGCGUCUCACUGGCCGCCACGAAACUGGUCACAUUGGCACCUUCAGCUCUGGCGUUGCUAACCGCGGAGCUUCCAUCCGUAUUCCCAGGCAUGUUGGCGCACAAGGCUACGGUUAUCUCGAAGACAGGCGUCCUGCGUCCAACAUUGACCCCUACCGUGUUACCUCCAUCAUCGUUGAGACCACCUGCCUUGACAAGUAG
Messenger RNA from Fibroporia radiculosa, 1059 nucleotides. RefSeq lists its product as uncharacterized. The record is from RefSeq and is a predicted model, not a curated record. NCBI's taxonomy places the organism in Eukaryota, Fungi, Basidiomycota, Agaricomycetes, Polyporales, Fibroporiaceae. The coding region runs from base 1 to 1059 and encodes 352 amino acids. The transcript is spliced from 5 exons. Gene Ontology annotation, molecular function: glutamine synthetase activity. Gene Ontology annotation, cellular component: cytoplasm.